Messenger RNA from Coniophora puteana RWD-64-598 SS2, 1764 nucleotides. Its product is annotated as glycoside hydrolase family 16 protein. The record is from RefSeq and is a predicted model, not a curated record. Gene Ontology annotation, molecular function: glucosidase activity. Lineage: Eukaryota; Fungi; Basidiomycota; Agaricomycetes; Boletales; Coniophoraceae. Gene Ontology annotation, cellular component: plasma membrane; endoplasmic reticulum membrane. Gene Ontology annotation, biological process: (1->6)-beta-D-glucan biosynthetic process; fungal-type cell wall organization. The transcript is spliced from 11 exons. Bases 1 to 1764 code for a protein of 587 amino acids.
AUGCCUCCCGGGAGAGGUGCGAUAGCGCAGGGGGUAGCUAGUGGUCAGAUUGGAGGAGCGUAUGGACCGUAUUCAUAUAACCCCUCAACCUUGCGGGAGCAGCCCGGUUCUCGCUUCAGUGCUGCGCCCUCCGAGGUCUCCUCAUACACUGGCGAAAAGCCAGCUGGACCAGUAGGAAACUCUUCUACCAUACCCGCUUAUCUGUGGGACACAAAGGAUCCCGAUCUCGAUGACGCACUCCAUAAUCCCGACCCCAGACAAGAUGCGGCCCUUGAUAGGUCAUUCACUCUUUUCUCCGCCCGCGGGUGGCUGAACGCAGGCGCUCUCUUUAUACUCGUCGUCGGCCUCAUCACUCUAUUCGCCGGGUACCCUAUCAUUCACUACUACACCACUCACGAGGCCGCGAGCACGGGUUAUAACUUAGGAGGCAUCAAUGGCUCGGGUCAGGUUCCUCAGCUUCCCGGUAUGCCAGGCCUCAUCGACACUUCUACGCCCAGCAGCGUGAUGUAUCGCAAGGGCCAUGAUGGAUAUGAGUACGAACUGGUAUUCAGCGACGAGUUCAAUAAAGACGGGCGCACUUUCUGGCCAGGUGACGAUCCGUUCUGGGAAGCUGUCGACUUGCAUUACUGGCCUACGGGUGAUCUCGAGUGGUACUCCCCUCAGUCAGUUACCACUAAGGAUGGCAACCUCGUGCUUACCGUUACCGAGCAACCUAUAAACAAUCUGAAUUUCAUGAGUGGCAUGCUUCAAUCGUGGAACAAACUUUGUUUCACCACGGGAUACAUCGAGGUGAACGUCAGCAUGCCCGGGACCCCUCAGGGUCCUGGUUUCUGGCCAGCCAUUUGGACCCUCGGUAACUUGGGCCGCGCUGGUUAUGGUGCGACAACGGAGGGAACCUGGCCAUAUAGUUACGCUGCUUGCGACUUGGGAACAUUCCCAAACCAGACGGAUAAAAGUGGCAAUCCUACCGCGGAUGCCACCGGUAGUCCUAGUGGAGACCCGCUGAGCUUCCAGCCUGGUCAACGUGUAUCAGCUUGCACCUGCCCCGGGGGUGACCAUCCAGGUCCCAACGUUGGGGUUGGUCGUGGAGUGCCCGAGAUUGAUAUUUUUGAGACUCAGGUCGACGUUUCUAUCUUCAAGGGCCAGGUCUCGCAGAGUUUCCAGGUUGCACCUUACAACUAUGAAUACGUUUUCACCAACACAACACCUGCCACGAACCUUAUAGGCGCAACAACCGGACUUGAAACCCAGUUCAACUCCUACACGGGUAGUAUAUACCAGCAAGCCCUUUCUGCUCUGUCAUACAUCAGUAGUAGUGCGUACAGUGGCACGGGUUUUGCCACCUAUGGUUUCGAGUGGUGGUCUGACCCCAACGAUCGUUCCUCUGGACAAAUUACCUGGUACGCCAUGGGCCAACCUGCAUGGUCAAUCACGGCUGCUUCCCUUGCGGGCGACUCCACUUCUCAGAUAUCAAGCCGUAUAAUCCCUGAAGAACCUGUUUCCAUCGUCAUGAAUCUUGGUUUGUCGCCGAGUUUCCAGGAACAAGAUUUCCAGCACAUGAAAUUCCCGAGUGCCAUGUACAUUGAUUACGUACGCGUAUAUCAGCGCCAAGGUGUAAAGAACGGGCUCACUUGCGACCCGCCCAAUUAUCCGACUGCGGACUAUAUUAACAACCAUAUGAAUGCUUUUACUAACCCCAACCUCACCACCUGGGCUCAAGCCGGGUAUACCUUCCCUCGUAACAGCAAGUACGAUGGCUGUUAA